Lingula anatina is the source of this 1047-nucleotide messenger RNA. Its product is annotated as putative nuclease HARBI1. NCBI's taxonomy places the organism in Eukaryota, Metazoa, Brachiopoda, Lingulata, Lingulida, Lingulidae. The record is from RefSeq and is a predicted model, not a curated record.
AUGGCAAACCUGCUGCGGUUUGCCAGAAAUCCUCGCAGAUAUAUACCUUUUAGACUGAGAAGAGACAGAAAUUUCAGUAGAGAUUUAUUUGAUUUUGCUGGAGCAACUGAGCAAGAACUCAUUGAAAGAUUUAGAUUCAGUAGAAAUUCGAUACUGUACUUAGAAAACUUACUUCACAACCAAAUAGCUCCAGAGACAGAAAGGAAUCAUUCUUUGAGUGUUAGAGAGCAACUUCUAAUAGCACUGCGAUUUUUCGCCUCCGGUUCUUUUUUGCAAGUUGUGGGGGACACCGUUGGGCCCAGCAAAUCGACUGUAAGUCGAGUGGUCAGAAAGGUGGCCUUGGCUCUGUGUGAACAUCAAGCUGACUUCAUCAAAUUUCCUGUUACACCCCAGGCUAGCGCAGGUAUGAGUGACGGUUUUUUUUUAAGGAUAGCUGGUUUUCCGGGAUGUAUUUGUUGCAUUGACUGCACUCAUGUGAGGAUUCAAGCGCCUAGUGAAAACGAACCAGCGUUCGUGAACAGAAAAAACUUUCACAACAUUAACGUACAGGCCGUAUGUGACCACAAAGGGAAAUUCACAAAUAUUGUGGCAAAGUGGCUAGGGAGUGUCCACGACUCGCAUGUAUUUAACACCUCCUCUCUCGGAAGAGAGCUAGCAAGGCAUAAUACAUCAGAGUUGGGUACACUUCUUGGUGACAGCGGAUAUGCCUGCAAACCAUACCUGCUAACACCAUACCUGAAUCCCACCACCAGGGCCCAAGAGAGGUUUAACAGAUCCCAUAAAGUAACACGGACAUUGAUUGAGAGAGUAUUUGGAAUAUGGAAAAGAAGAUUUCACUGCCUUCAUGCUGAAUUACGAAUGUCACCAGGGAGGGUGUGCAAUAUCAUUGGUGCGUGUGCAGUCUUGCACAACAUAGCUAUUAUUAGGAAUGAGCCACUGCCAGAUGGAAAUGACCCUGGUCCAGGCCCAAAUAUGGGAAUUCAGUACAAUGGCCCUGAAGAUGGUAGGGCCGUAAGGGACCAUGUGGCAAGGGCAUUUUUCUCUUAA